Pelodiscus sinensis (Chinese soft-shelled turtle) is the source of this 1506-nucleotide messenger RNA. RefSeq names its product transmembrane protein 52B (gene TMEM52B). Lineage: Eukaryota; Metazoa; Chordata; Testudines; Trionychidae. The record is from RefSeq and is a predicted model, not a curated record.
GCCCAGGGCUGGAAUAGCAGGGACUGCAGGGCAGGGCUGAGGGGCACUGGCAGGGCUUUCUAAGGAACUCAGGAUUGGAAUGACAGUAAUUUCUGCAGGUCAAGACUCUUUGCUUUGGUAGAGCUGUAGGAGAUAGGGGCCAGGACUGGAACAGCAGAGAGUUCCGCAGAUGAGGACUGAAGUGAUCAUUGGAGCAGAGGGGGAGGCACCAGUGGAGCUGAAGGAAGCACUGCAUAUUAGGCGUGAAGGCACAUUUUUCUCAUUGACUCCUGGUGCUAGAUCAGUUGGAAUUAGCAAGUUAAGUGACUGCAUCCUCAGUUCUUUUUCUGAAGUGACUGGAUGGCACUGGAGCUCCCUUUUGAAAUGGCAGGAGAGUAACAGAAGGAGACAGACACAGACAGAGACAGAUAGAAAGAAGGACCAAGAGAGAAAAAGGCCAGCAGAAAACCAGUGUUGUGCAUGAGAAGGAAAGGCAAACCAGAAAGGAGCAGAAAACAGCAGAGUAAGAAGAGAGAAGGGACUCGCCCUGUCAAAGGAGUUUCUCUGCUCUUCACCUCUGUUUGAGGACUGGCCAAGAUGAACUGAAAUUAGGAAGGAAGCACUGGCCCUGAGCUACACAAGACAGCAGAAUCAGCAUUAUUUCCUCAUGAGGAUCUGUAGCCUGUUCAUGAUCCUCUCUGCUUUGGCAAGUCUCUCUUGGUUUCCUCAAGUGAGAUGCGAGGAGGGCUGUGUGAACCCUCAACACUGCUCAAGCAAUGAUUGGGUCCGUCUCUGGUACAUCUGGCUGGCGGUAGCGAUUGGUGGGCUGCUGCUUUUGUGUGGCCUGGUCUCAGCCUGCGUGAGGUGCUGCUGUAGGCAAGCAGGGGAGGAGUCGGGUUCUCAUCCCUACGAGGUGACAGUCAUCGCCUUUGAUCAUGACAGCACUCUCCAGAGCACUAUCACUUCUCUGCAUUCUGUGUUCGGUCCUGCUGCCAGGAGGAUACUGGCUGUGGCUCACUCCCACAAUGCAGUGCUAGGAGCACCACCUGCUUGCGGAUCAGAGACCCCUCCAGUCUAUGAGGAGGCCUUACACAUGAGCAGGUUCACAGUAGCCAGGACUGGGCAGAAAGUCCCAGACCUGGCCCCAGUGCUAGAGGAAAAGCAACAGGAAUCAGCUGUGAAAGAUGAUUCACAACACGAUCUCCCUUGACAUGAAUGCACCAACGUUCUUUUUUUCUUUUCUUUUCUUUUUUUCAACUUGGACUGCAAUGCAGAGUGUUAAUAUUCAAGGGAAGGAUCCCAAAUCUGUUCUAGAUGGGCUCAGGAAUACAGUUCAGGUUAUUCUCUUCUUUAAUGACAUGAACAAGGAAAGAAAAAAACUCAAUUUCCUAAUACUUUAUGAUCCAUAAUGUUUUCAUGGAUCUUCCUUGAUACCUCUCUGGAGUGUUCUAUUCUUAAUUAAAAACAGGACUAUAUAGCACAUUAAAGACUAACAAGAUGGUUUAUUAGGUGAUGAUCUUUCGUGGG